This is a messenger RNA of Bombina bombina (fire-bellied toad), 577 nucleotides long. Its product is annotated as actin-like protein 6A. Lineage: Eukaryota; Metazoa; Chordata; Amphibia; Anura; Bombinatoridae. Gene Ontology annotation, molecular function: chromatin binding. The record is from RefSeq and is a predicted model, not a curated record. Gene Ontology annotation, biological process: nervous system development; regulation of transcription by RNA polymerase II. Gene Ontology annotation, cellular component: SWI/SNF complex; NuA4 histone acetyltransferase complex.
UGGAAUACAAGAGCAAAACGAGAAAAACUAACAGAGCUAAUGUUUGAGCAUUACAAUAUUCCAGCAUUCUUCCUCUGCAAAACUGCAGUCCUUACAGCAUUUGCUAAUGGGCGAUCGACUGGACUAAUUUUAGAUAGCGGUUCUACACAUACAACAGCCAUUCCAGUUCAUGAUGGAUACGUACUUCAGCAAGGUAUUGUAAAAUCGCCACUAGCUGGUGACUUUAUCACCAUGCAGUGUAGAGAGUUAUUUCAAGAGAUGAGUGUGGAUAUAAUCCCUCCUUACAUGAUAGCUUCUAAGGAGCCUGUAAGGGAAGGUGCACCAGCAAACUGGAAGAAAAAAGAGAAGCUCCCUCAAGUUACCCGUUCCUGGCAUAAUUACAUGUGCACUUCUGUAAUCCAGGAUUUUCAAGCUUCUGUUCUUCAAGUUUCAGACUCCACAUACGAUGAACAAGUUGCGGCACAAAUGCCAACCGUUCAUUAUGAACUUCCUAACGGUUAUAACUGUGACUUUGGGGCUGAGCGUCUAAAAAUUCCUGAGGGAUUAUUUGAUCCUUCAAAUGUGAAGGUAAGUACUG